Clunio marinus is the source of this 1898-nucleotide messenger RNA. The record is from the annotation of a GenBank genome assembly. Lineage: Eukaryota; Metazoa; Arthropoda; Insecta; Diptera; Chironomidae.
GCUACAAAAAUAUUUUUCUUCUGCCGGCUAAUAUCAAUUGUUUUGUUUUUUGCAUUUCACUCCAAGUUAACUUAAUCGCGUUAUCAGCAACCGAAUUUUAUUUCUGACUUUUGGGCUUGGUUCUUACGAAUUAAGUUGUGUAAAGUUCAAUAUAUUUAAUAUUUUUUAUUAGUUUUUGGUUUUAAAAUGUUGCGAUAUUCAAUUCGUUCAGUUUUAAACAUUCAAAAGAGAUUCUUAGCUCUUCCAGCUCCACAAACGAAUCCUGAAGUUUUAUAUACUGGGAUCUUCAUUAACAACGAAUGGCACAAAACUGAAUCUGGUAAAACUUUCAAAUCAAUUGACCCCACAACUGAACAAACCAUUGCUGAGGUCCAAGAGUCUUCAAAAAAAGAUGUCGACAAGGCGGUUGCUGCUGCUAAAACAGCUUUCAAAUUGGGUUCACCUUGGAGGCGAAUGGAUGCCAGUGAACGUGGGAAUCUAUUGAAUAAGUUGGCGGAUCUUAUGGAACGUGAUCGCAUUUAUCUUGCUAGCCUUGAAACAUUGGACAAUGGAAAGCCUUAUGCGAUGUCAUACAAUGUUGAUAUUCCAAUGGCGAUAAAGAAUCUUCGUUACUAUGCUGGAUAUGCUGACAAGAAUCAUGGAAAAGUAAUUCCAAUGGACGGUGAGUUCUUUGUUUACACUCGUCAUGAACCUGUUGGAGUUUGUGCUCAAAUUAUUCCAUGGAACUUCCCUGUGUUGAUGAUGGCGUGGAAGUUGGGACCUGCUUUAGCUACUGGAAAUGUUAUCGUACUUAAGCCUGCUGAACAAACAUCUUUGACAGCUCUUUACAUUGCCCAACUGACAAGAGAAGCUGGUUUUCCCGAUGGUGUCAUUAACGUUCUUCCAGGCUUUGGUGAGACUGGAGCCCAACUUGUCCAUCAUCCCGAUGUGGAUAAAAUUGCUUUCACUGGUUCAACGGAAGUUGGCAAACUUAUUCAAGUUGGUUCGGCUGGUACCUUAAAGCGAACAACUCUUGAACUUGGUGGGAAGUCGCCAAACAUCAUUUUGUCAGAUGCUGACAUGGCACAUGCUGUUGAAACAUCUCACUUUGGUUUGUUCUUCAAUAUGGGUCAAUGUUGUUGUGCAGGCUCACGAACGUUUGUUGAAGACAAAAUUUACGAUGAGUUUGUGGAACGUUCAGCAGAGCGUGCAAAGAGUCGAAGCUUUGGUAAUCCUUUUGACUUAAGUACUGAACAAGGUCCACAAAUUGAUUCGGAACAACAGCAGAAAAUUUUGGAUCUUAUCGAGACUGGUAAGAAACAAGGAGCUAAAUUAAUUGCUGGUGGAAAGCGACCUGAAGGAAAAGGAUUCUUCGUUGAACCAACAGUUUUUGCAGAUGUUAAAGACGAUAUGACAAUUGCUAAAGAAGAAAUUUUUGGACCAGUUCAACAAAUCAUUCGGUUUAAGAAAUUGGAUGAAGUAAUUGAACGUGCUAAUAACAGUGAAUACGGCCUCGCUGCUGCUGUUUUCUCGAAAGAUAUCGAUAAAGUCAAUUACAUUGUCCAAGGAUUGAGAGCUGGCACAGUUUGGGUCAACACUUACAAUGUUCUUUCAGCUCAAUCGCCGUUUGGUGGUUACAAAAUGUCAGGACAUGGCCGUGAAAAUGGUGAAUAUGGAUUGCAAAACUACACAGAAGUUAAAAGCGUCAUCACUCGCAUCCCUCAGAAGAAUUCAUAAAAUGAAUUCAACGAUCGACAACCAAAAAGAUAUUUGCCGAAGAUUAAAAGAAGAAAACAAAUGAAUUUAGUAAAACUUUGUAAAACCAAAUAAUAUUUUAUGUCAUGAUUAUUUCUUUCUUCCUUAAACACAAAAGUUUUCAUUUUCAAAAAUAAAGUAAAAAAAUUAUUUACAUCCUACAA